AUGAACAAAAUUAUCCCCAACAAUUCCAGUUUCAAUAUGCUUUGGUUUCACGUUACCCUGCUACUUCAGGCUACUUUCCUCUGUGCCAUUUCCUCAGAGAAGAUUCUAGCAUGGCCAGCUGAUGCAAGUCAUUGGUUUAACCUAAAACUAAUCCUUGAGGAGCUUGCAAGUAGAGGUCAUGAAGUUACUGCUCUUGUCCAUUCAGCCAACAUGCUAAUAGAUCACAACAUACCUUCAACUAUUAAAGCUGAAGUUUUUCCUGUUGCAUUCACAAAAGAGGAGUUUCUAGCACUUCAGAAUGAUUUUUUACAUUUUUGGAUGUAUGGCAGACAUAAUAUGUCCUAUUGGGACAUAUAUACACAUUUCAAGGUAGUCGUGGCAAACUCGUUAAAGUUACAGAGAGACACUUGUGACGGUGUACUGAAGAAUAUGGAUCUUUUGUAUAAGCUUCAGAAUGAAAAAUUUGAUAUUGUUGUUGUGGACCCCGUAGCUCCUUGUGGUGAGCUUAUAGCUGAGAUUCUUGGAGUGCCCUUUGUUUACUCAUUCAGGUUUUCCAUGGGUAACUCAGUGGAAAGGCUGUGUGGGCAACUACCAUCUCCAUUUUCUUAUGUACCUGGUGCUAUGACUGCACUAAGUGAUAAAAUGUCCUUUAGACAAAGGUUGACAAAUACUAUGUUGUAUGUAUUUCAAGAUUUGACAUUCCUUUUGAUGUUUCAAGAAGAUUGGGAUAAUUACUACAGCGAGAUACUAGGUCAUCCUGCAAAUCUUUGCGAAAUCAUGGGGAAAGCUGAAAUUUGGUUGAUUCGAACAUUUUGGGAUUUUGAAUAUCCACGACCAAUUCUACCCAAUUUUAAGUUUGUUGGUGGCCUUCAUUGUGCUCCAGCAAAACCUUUACCAGAGGAAAUGGAAAAAGUGGUUGAAAGCUCAGGAGAGCAUGGCAUUGUAGUAUUUUCCAUGGGCUCUAUGAUUAAAAACUUGUCUGAUGAGAGAACUAAUGUCAUUGCUGCUGCACUAAGCCAACUGCCACAGAAGGUGCUAUGGCGAUACAGUGGGAAGAAACCAGAUGCAUUAGGAGAAAACACAAUAAUGUAUGACUGGAUACCACAGAAUGAUCUCUUAGGCCACCCAAAAACAAAAGCUUUCAUAACUCAUGGAGGCACAAAUGGCAUAUAUGAAGCAAUUUAUCAUGGUGUCCCUAUUGUUGGCAUUCCUCUGUUUGCUGACCAGCCUGAUAACAUGGUUCAUAUGAAAUCCAAAGGCAUGGCAAUAAUGCUUGAUUUCAACAAAAUGGAAACACAGGACUUGAUAAAUGCAGUUAAGACAGUCAUCAACAAUUCCACAUUUAAAGAAAAUGCCAUGAGGUUAUCACGCAUCCAUCACGACCAACCUGUUAAGCCGCUAGACAGAGCAGUCUUUUGGAUAGAGUAUGUAAUACGCCACAAAGGAGCCAAGCACUUGAGACCUGCCUCCCAUGAACUGACAUGGUACCAAUACCAUUGCCUGGAUGUCAUAGGAUUCUUUUUGGUUUGCCUGCUAGGGUCUUUCUACAUCACAAUUAAAUUCCUCAAAUGUUGCUACAGGAAAUGCUGUAGAACCAGAAAGGAGAAGAUCCAGUAAGAAAGAAAUCCAAACUGCAGCACAGCAUAUUGAUAGUAAU
Xenopus laevis (African clawed frog) is the source of this 1657-nucleotide messenger RNA. It is a transcript of the gene ugt2a1.L, whose product is annotated as UDP-glucuronosyltransferase 2C1. Bases 1 to 1617 code for a protein of 538 amino acids. The record is from RefSeq and is a predicted model, not a curated record. The transcript has 8 exons. NCBI's taxonomy places the organism in Eukaryota, Metazoa, Chordata, Amphibia, Anura, Pipidae.